AUGGAGGGCAGCGGCGGCAGCGGCCCACGGGUGCUGGUGGUGGGCGCUGGGCUGGCGGCUCUGGGGGCAGCGCAGCGCCUCCGCGCCGCUGGCCACCUCCGCCUGCUGGAGGCCGGCAGCUGGGUCGGCGGCCGCAUCUGCACCCGCCCCUUCGGUUCAGGGCUGGCAGAGAUGGGGGCGCACUGGAUCCACGGGCCAUCAGAGAGGAACCCUGUCUUCCGCCUGGCCUCCCACUAUGGUCUGCUGGGCCCCAGUGCCGCUAAGGAGGAGAACCAGCAAGUAGAGGCUGGAGGGCACCCGCUCCUGCGCUCCAUCACCUACGGCAGCUCAGGGAAGGUGCUGAGUCCCGAGCUGGUGAACAGCACCCACACCCUUUUCUCUGACCUGCUUGAUUCCACCCGCAUCUUCCUCCAUGCUAACGGGCUCCCUGUGCCCAGUGUGGGCCAGUACCUCCGGGCAGAGAUCGCCCGACUGGCCCCCACCUGGGAAGGGGAUGAGGACACCAAGCGGCUCCGGCUGGCCAUUCUCAAUGCCUGCUUCAAGCUGGAGUGCUGCAUCAGCGGGACCCACAGCAUGGACCUGGUGGCCCUGGGGCCCUUUGGGGAGUACACCACACUGCCUGGCCUCGACUGCACGUUUCCACGAGGCUAUAGCAGCCUCCCUGAUCACAUGCUGUCAGCUCUGCCUGAGGGCACUGUCUUGCUCAACAAGCCAGUGAGGACUAUCCAGUGGCAAGGGUCCUUCCGUGAGGAUGGGGACACAGAGAAGGAGUUCCCUGUACUGGUGGAGUGUGAGGAUGGUGACUCAUUCCUCGCUGAUCACGUCAUCGUCACCGUCCCGCUAGGUUUCCUCAAAGAAUGCCACCAGGACUUUUUUCAGCCUCCUCUGCCUGAACGGAAAGUAGAAGCCAUUCGCUGCCUGGGUUUUGGCACCAACAACAAGAUCUUCCUGGAGUUUGAACAGCCGUUCUGGGACCCGGAUUAUCAGUUCCUCGAAGUAGUGUGGGAGGACGAGUCACCUCUUGCAGAGCCUAGCAUUGACCUGGAGGCCAACUGGUUCAAGAAGCUCAUUGGCUUUGUGGUUAUCCAGCCACCAGAACAGCAUGGGCAUGUCCUUUGCGGUUUCAUUGCUGGGAACGAGUCAGAGUACAUGGAGACCCUAAGUGAUGCAGAAGUUCUCAGUACCUUGACACGUGUCCUUCGUACGCUGACAGGGAACCCGGACCUGCCCGCUCCCAGGAGCAUACUCAGAUCCCGGUGGCACAGCGCUCCCUACACCCGGGGCUCAUACAGCUACGUGGCCGUUGACAGCUCAGGGGAAGACAUUGAUGUGCUGGCUCAGCCCCUGCCCGAGGACGCAUCUGACCCCAGGCCCCUGCAGGUCCUCUUCGCCGGUGAGGCCACACAUCGCACCUUCUACUCAACCACACACGGGGCCCUGCUAUCAGGCUGGCGGGAGGCUGAUCGCCUCAAUGACCUCUACGGGGCCACCAAGCCACCCUACCCUGCUCCCCGGCUCUGAUGUGGGACCUCAGGGGCUGACAGGUGGCAUAAACACACUCAGAAGAAUAAAUUCUUAUUUUAGAAA
Messenger RNA from Rhea pennata, 1587 nucleotides. It is a transcript of the gene PAOX, whose product is annotated as polyamine oxidase. Bases 1 to 1521 code for a protein of 506 amino acids. The record is from RefSeq and is a predicted model, not a curated record. The transcript is spliced from 7 exons. Gene Ontology annotation, molecular function: polyamine oxidase activity. Lineage: Eukaryota; Metazoa; Chordata; Aves; Rheiformes; Rheidae.